Triticum aestivum (bread wheat) is the source of this 2207-nucleotide messenger RNA. Its product is annotated as serine/arginine repetitive matrix protein 2. The transcript is spliced from 3 exons. Bases 148 to 1989 code for a protein of 613 amino acids. The record is from RefSeq and is a predicted model, not a curated record. NCBI's taxonomy places the organism in Eukaryota, Viridiplantae, Streptophyta, Magnoliopsida, Poales, Poaceae.
GGCUCCAAGCCUAUCAACCAAACCAGCUCCCUUCCUCCUGUCCUCCCCUCCGCUCCCAGAUUUAAUUUUCAUCUUCCCCUUUUCCAAGCAACUCCUAAACCUCGCUUCUCCCCCAUUCGGCACACCAAAUCGAACCCGCUUGAAUCAAUGGCGUCGACGAUCCGCCCGGGCAUGGAUGCGGCGGAGGCCAAGAGAAGCCCGGGCGAGGAGGGCGAGGGCUCCCGCACGGUGGCCCCGAAGAAGCUGACCGGGUGCCACGGCGUCCGCGUGGUGGUCGGCCCGCCGACGAGCCUACCGGCUGCGGUCGCCUGCGAGAAGACCGAGGACUGGGUCGCCGUCGUCAGCCGGAGGCGCGCGCCUCGCCCUACCUGCCCACCACCGUCGCGCCCCUCCCGCGCGGACGCCGCGGUCAGGACCAAGGCGGCGCCGCCGACGCUGGUGAAGGCCUCCUACGGCGACGAAAAUCUCUUCAACAUCCUCCGCAGUGGAGAGUGCGCCCGGGCGUGGGCGCCGUCCAGUAAGUCGGUCACCGGCGGGAAGAAUCCUAUCUUCAAGGCUUCCUUCGCUGAUGUGGUGAAGAACAAUGUCCACGGCGCGCGCAAGAUGCCGAUCACCGGUCGUGCGGGUGCGGCGGACGUGAAGACCCGCUCCACGGCGACGCCCCACGGCGAGGAGGACGCGCUCGAGAGGCCCAUCUCAGCGGCCGUGAACAUGGCCGUCAAGAAGCAGCUCCCCUUCUCUGCCAAUAUCAGGACGGUGGGGGCGCAGGCGCGGGGGCGCUCCAAGAGCCCCGUCACCGGCGCGAAGGAGACGGUGCGCAAGGCGUCCUUCGCGGACGUGGUGAAGAGGAAUAUCCACCUCGCGCACAAGACUCCGAUCACUGGUGACGAAGAUGGUGGUGCGGUGGGCGUAAUGAAUACCCACUCCACGACGAAGGCCUACGGCGAGAAGGACCUGAUCAGCGCCGGGGACGCCGCAUUCAAGGGGCAGGAGUUCGCGUCCGAGAAGGACCUGGUCACCGCCGGGGACGCCGCGUUCAAGGGGCACGAGUUCGCGUCCGCGGCCGACGACGCGGUCACCACCGGGGACGCGCCGCGGUCCAGGAGCAGGAGUUCGCGUCCGCGGCCGACGACGCGGUCACCACCGGGGACGCCGCGGUCCAGGAGCAGGAGUUCGCGUCCGCGGCCGACGACGCGGUCACCACCGGGGACGCCGCGGUCCAGGAGCAGGAGUUCGCGUCCGCGGCCGACGAAGCGCCCAAGAAGGAGCCCGUCUCAACGGGCGAGGAUGCAGCGCUCCAGGUGCCCGUCUCAGGGGUCGAGAACGCGGCAGUUGAGGGGCAAGGCCUCGUCUCCGCAAAGGACUUCCUGCUCAAAGAGCAAACGCCCCUCAGUGGCGAGCAGGCGGCGCUCGACUUGGACAAGGACUCGCCAAGAAUGGUGGACUACGCUGGCGAGCGGCGAGAUGUACCGCCAGGAGGUGAUGAUCCCGCCCGGCAGCUGCCUGGCGAUGGGGGUGGCAGUCCAGCCGCGCAGCAGCCAGGGCCUGGCCAUGCGGGCGGCGAUCCCAUGGGGCAGCAGCCAGGGCAUGGCGGUGGCGAUGGCGGCGGCGGCGGCGGCGGCGGCGGCGGGUUUGGUUUCCGUCCACGUCUGUAUCCUCUUCCAUUUACGAAGUGCGGCAUGGUGUGGCCAGGCGAUAACCGGUGCCAGGACUUCGCCACGCACUACUGCAGACUGUGCCUGCAAAUACGGUGUGGCAACUGCGUCUGCCCGUGUGGCCCGGGAGGCGACAUGGCCAAUUUCCCGCUGCCACAAAUCACAGGGGAUUUCACCCAGUUUCAGCUGCCAGUUCCGAUUGUGCUCCGCGAUCAUCCGUGGGUUUUCUCGGGUGCCCGCCGGCCAAGGUACAAUCAGGUUGUCUACUACUUCGCUCUCUUACAGCAUCUUGUCGAUGGCAGUGUGCACUUCCCUGUACAUGUCUACCGUAUGACUCUCCAAGGCCGUUGGGUAUACCCCAUGGAAGAGUCGACCGAGAGAGUGACACGCUUGUUCCUAUUUCCAAUUCCACCUUAGAUUUCUUGUUUUCGAUGUCAGUUGUCAGGUAUACAUGCUUUCAGUAGUAGCAGACAUGAAGCCUGUUGAACCAUAAUAAUGUCAGUGGCAAUGUAUCUUAUAAGGUUGAAUCUUUUAAGUGGUCUUUGUGAAUGA